CCAAAUUUUGAGUACGCACUGCAUGAACAAGUUCAUUGCGAAUGAUAAGCUGAGUGCUAUAUGAAACUAACGGCUAUUGUUAACAAUCUCUAUUUACAGUUAUUUAACAAGUAUGAUAACUAAGUGAUAAUAAAAAAUGCGAGCACUUUAACAUUUAUUUAGACAACACUUGCCCCGACUCUGGCAUUGUGAGCGUGUUGGCCUUACGGUGAUCUGGUUGUUACUCGAGCGCGUAUUUAAUGUGACAAAAGUGAAGCGAAAUGCGUGAGACGUCGGGAAUCUGUCAUCAACUGUGCCAUUCACUGGCCAAAGAGUUUCAACGAGAAAAAUUUUCACUGACGCAGGAACCUUCAGAAGUUUUCUUCAAAUCUCAGUGGCAAUGCCAACCGAAGUCGAUUAUAUGGCUAAUCUACCGUUGGCUCUUCGCCGCCACAUUUACAGGCGGUGUAGUGGGCAGCUUAAUCCAGUCAUUCGAUGAGGGCAAAUGGUUUAUCUAUCUCACCAAUUGGGGUUUCCUUCUUUGCAUGUACACAAGCGUCUUUGGCGCGAUUUUGGUAACGAUAUUUUAUUACAGUAAAGAUAAUGUUCGUGUACCUCCAUGGGCGCUUAAAUUAUAUUGGGCUUCUUAUAUUACCACAUUGUCGGUAGCCACGACUAUAACGUUCUUAUAUUGGAUAUUCAUUUUCCCAAGUUACUUUCGAACCCCUUUGGACGUAUUUAAUCUGUGGGAGCACGCCUUCAAUUCGAUACUGAUGAUAUUGGAUCAUAUGCUGGUGGCUUUCCCUGUGCGUCUCUUACACUUUGUGUAUCCAGUAUGCAUGGGUUUAAUAUAUGGAAUGUUUACAGCUAUUUAUUACUUGGCAGGAGGCGUCGACCUUUACGGAAACCACUUCAUUUACGAGAUACAAGAUUGGUCAAAUCCCGGCAGCACAAUAUUAACCUUAAUUGGUAGCUUAAUAGUGGUCUCAGUAUUCUGUUUCAUGCACUUUGGGCUAUAUAAAUUGCGAACAUUUAUUUACAACAAGCGACAAAAUUCCAAGUUUACACUGAGUGUUUAAUUCUGAAUAAGAUUGCUACAAAUAGAGUUUUGAAAUUGAUAUAUCUUAUAUGUAUGUAUAUAUGUAUAUAUGUACCUAUAUAUUGUGUACGUAGAUAUAAGUAUAAUAUUCAAAGCAUGAAAUUUUUGUACCACAAAUUGUUGUCAUAUAUAUAAAUUACAAUAUUAUAAUUAAAUUACAAAAAGUAUU
Molecule: messenger RNA, 1247 nt
Organism: Bactrocera oleae (olive fruit fly)
Lineage: Eukaryota; Metazoa; Arthropoda; Insecta; Diptera; Tephritidae
Product: protein rolling stone
Cellular component (GO): membrane
Source: RefSeq, a predicted model, not a curated record